UCAUUUGCGCGAGCGGCAAGCUCAAUUCCUUGUGACAAUCGACAAGUGAGAGAAGAAAACAGCAAACUUCUGCUGACUUCGCUGGAGACUUUAACCCCUCAACAUGAAACAUGGAAAAUUCAGGAAAAAGAUUUACUUCUAAACAGAGCAGGUAACUGUUUAAACAUAACAUGCCUAAUGAAUUGCAUUAUAUGCGAAAUAAGCAUCACUAUUAACACAUUAUAAUUUUAGGCAUUCAAGAUGUAAAUGAUGAACAAAAAAAUGUUAUGACAAUAUGUCCGGCACACCGCUUCGAGCUUGCCCAACACUGGAGACCAUCCACCGCUUGCUGUCAUCCCGAACACACUCAAAGUACUCAGAAGCGAAAGGUUUCAAUUCCUGAUAGAUACAUCAUACCAGAUAUGGCAAAAGAAAUCAUGUUAAUGUAUGGUUUACACCGUAUUAUUGGAUCUCGUAAGUGUUUCAAGUAAUAUCUUGUCAUUAAUCUGUUUAUAUUUGUUCGGCGCUGAUGCACUUGCCAAUGUUUCGUGUAACGUGUCCCGCAUUCUUGUUGCGCCGUUGCGACAAGUCACAGGAGUCGUUACUUAGUGUAACAUCCCUGGACGACACGUAAAGUAUUGUUACAGCGUUGCAAAAAAAGAGGCCUUGAUUCUGCUUCGUGCAAGGCUUGCUAUAAAACCGAGAAAUGUUCCAGUCGUCAUUCGACGUCAGGUUCACUUCAGUGCGAGUCAAGUUGCAAGAAAAAUUGCCUCGUGCUAUAGUGCCUAAAAGUUGCACAGGAUAAACCAGCACCCAGGGGGAAACAGAUCAAAUACUUCCCUUUGCCCUCACACUGAUUACUGUCAGUACACUCACAACACGACGCCUCCCCCUAACUUACUUUCUUUCUUCAGCUACAUUCUUCACACACAUAAUGGGUGGGGGGAGGGCACUACUUUUUAUAAAUUUAUGUUAUAAGGGUGUUUUCUACUGGAUGUUGUCGUGGUCUGUAAGGGGAAUAGGGUGGUGGCUGGGUAUAAACACUUCUGCCUUCAUCAAUUUCAAGUCGUGUUGGGCUAUCUUUUAAGGGACUGGGGUCAAACAUGAGACCACGUGGUCUAGCCGUCACAGUCUGACAGUCUGCCUUUUUCAGUAUUUGUUUGGCAUUUUGCCUCUUAUCUCCUAUGGAAGCAAGGAGAUGUUAUGCGGUUUCUGAUCUCCAGUUAGGGCAGUGAGAAGUCGUGUUAUCUGCUAGGGAACUCGGUCUGAACGUUGAGACCACAUAGAAAUAUAACAAGUCGUAUCUCAUCUGGUUUUGCAUUCCUGGUUACUAGACCCCCAGCAAAGCAACCCAACCCAAACCUUUUACAAUUCCUCCGUGGGUUUUACCUACGUGAGUACUGACAUUAUUUAUAAAAAUAUUUACAUGUUAUUACAGGAUGCGCAAUAUUUAGUAUGAAUAGGUAUGGAAGGGAGAAGGAGAGGGAUAUGAUGCUCUCUCUUAUUUGUCAAAAUCUUAGCUGUUAAAAGAGGUUUUCAUUCCUUCCCCCACUUUCAUGGCAAUUUUGAGCAAUUGGUUUUGUUCGUGCGUUCGGUUUGUUUAGAAUUUUAGGGGUUUGCCUAUGUUCAUCAAAAUGAGUGGGAAAGGGUCAUCUGAACUCAUUACUGAGCUGUUUAUUUGUUCGUUUGUUGGCCCGGUAAUGCAAACAGUACAGAUCGCGCGAGGAGAUAACAUUACUGAAAAUAAGGUUUCUCAUGAAAGUGUGCUAUUAUUUACUGAAUAAAAGGUAGCGUCAACGAAGCAUGUACCGCUACCCUUAUGGCUUUUUGGUCUGUUAAUAUGAAGUAUGAAUCUUUUACACGUACUUUGUAUGCAUAUUAGGUGUGUGACGUCAGUGUCGGGAAAAGCACGCUUGGCAUCUGAAACAAUUUCAGUCUUCACAGCAGGCAACUUCAGAGAAUAUUGCAGCUAAGAGCAACCCACCCCGUAAAAGGUUCCCUAUUCCACCUGAGAUGUUUAGCAGCCCUUCUGGUAUGAACAAUUCCUUAAUUAGUGAUGAAGAUUACAAAUAACCACUUACACCAGCGAGAGUAAAAACUGCCUACAGCCAGUAUGUGUACAAAUUACAUGAAGCGACUGGGAUAAGUGAGCCAUUUAGACAUCUAGAUUCUGUUCUGAUGAAAGAGCGGAAAGACUUGCAUCGUCGUACUAAACAUUAUUAUGCGUCGUUCGCUAAACAAGGAGUUAGACCAGUGUUGGAAUCAGUUGCCCCUGGCCAAGGUGAAGAGCUUUGGAAUUACUUGAAAAACAGUUCAAUACCGGGUCUUGGCAACAGCGAUAACGACUGUGAUGAAGAUGGAGAAAUUUCUCCUAACACCUUCUCGGACAACACUUUACGAAAUCUUAUUGAUGCCUAUAACAAUGCACAGUCUUCAAAAUCGAGAAAAGAAAUUUUGUCAAUAUUUGCUCAAAAUUUCAAGAGAAAGCAAUUGAAAGACCUAAUUCCUGGUCUGACAGAUUUUCGUAUAAAGGAGGCUAGGAAGCAUUGUAAAGACAUGGACCAGGCACUGCAGUGCCUACAGCUCCAGUUCACAGGUUCUUUCUCAGUGAAGACAAAGUUGACCACUUUUUAA
This is a messenger RNA of Porites evermanni, 2613 nucleotides long. The record is from the annotation of a GenBank genome assembly. NCBI's taxonomy places the organism in Eukaryota, Metazoa, Cnidaria, Anthozoa, Scleractinia, Poritidae.